CACACAGGUUGGUAAAUGGGGUGUGAGCAGGCCCCGCCCUGCAUACUCAGCUGUGUGUUGGCUGCGACAGGCCGGCCCUGUCGCCAUCAAUUUCCAGUCUGUUUCUGGAGUAAAUUCAGAGUUUGUUCACAGAGGCCGUCCAGGGUCCUGGGUGAUGGAAGAGUUCUUAGAGGAAAUCUGGGCCAUCGGGAGCCCCUGGGGGUUCUGACGGCGCUGAAAGCCUUAAGCCCACCGCAAGCAUCCUGCCCCAGUUUCCCCAUCUGUCAGGUGAGGUGCUGUGAGCGUCCACACGGCCGAGGACUGGCAUCUCUGACUUUUCGGGAGCUCUCACACCUGUGGUCUAGUGGACCGGCCGCGUGGGAGGCUGGGCAGGCUCCAGGUGACUGCAAGAAUGUGCGCAUCGACCCCAGUAGCCUGUCCUUCAACAUGUGGAAGGAGAUCCCCGUCCCCUUCUACCUGUCCAUCUACUUCUUCGACAUUGUCAACCCCGAUGCCAUCCUCCUGGGGGAGAAGCCGCAGGUGCAGGAGCGUGGACCCUAUGUGUACAGGGAAUUCAGGCAUAAGAGCAACAUCACCUUCAAUGACAAUGACACAGUGUCAUUCCUCGAGUAUCGCAGCUUCCAGUUCCAGCCCGACAAGUCCCAUGGCCUGGAGAGCGACUAUAUCGUCAUGCCCAACAUCCUGGUCUUGGCUGCAGCGAUGAUGAUGGAAAAUAAGCCCAUGAGCCUGAAGCUGAUCAUGACCUUGGCGUUCAGCACACUCGGGGAGCGCGCCUUCAUGAACCGCACUGUAGGCGAGAUCAUGUGGGGUUACGAGGACCCCCUCAUACACCUCAUCAACAAGUACCUCCCAAACAUGUUUCCAUUCAAGGGCAAGUUUGGGCUAUUUGCAGAGCUGAACAACUCCGAUUCUGGGCUCUUCACCGUGUUCACGGGGGUCAAAGACUUCAGCAGGAUCCACCUCGUGAACAAGUGGAACGGACUCAGCAAGGUCAAGUUUUGGCAUUCUGAUCAGUGCAACAUGAUCAAUGGGACCUCGGGACAGAUGUGGGCGCCGUUCAUGACUCCUGAGACCUCGCUGGAAUUCUACAGUCCUGAGGCCUGCCGGUCCAUGACCCUCAUCUACAAGGAGUCGGGGACGUUUGAAGGCAUUCCCACCUAUCGCUUCGUGGCCCCCAGCACCUUAUUUGCCAACGGCUCUGUCUACCCGCCCAACCAGGGCUUCUGCCCGUGCCUGGAGUCUGGAAUUCAGAACAUCAGCACCUGCAGAUUCAAUGCGCCCUUGUUUCUCUCCCACCCUCACUUCUACAACGCCGACCCAGUGCUGGCAGAGGCGGUGCUUGGCCUUCACCCCAACCAAGAGGAGCAUUCCUUAUUCCUGGACGUCCACCCGGUGAGCCCCUGCCUGUUAACCUGUGGGGGGUAGUGGGGCAUUUCCCAU
Leptonychotes weddellii (Weddell seal) is the source of this 1440-nucleotide messenger RNA. The record is from RefSeq and is a predicted model, not a curated record. NCBI's taxonomy places the organism in Eukaryota, Metazoa, Chordata, Mammalia, Carnivora, Phocidae.